Schistocerca americana (American grasshopper) is the source of this 4755-nucleotide messenger RNA. Its product is annotated as carboxypeptidase N subunit 2-like. The transcript is spliced from 5 exons. The record is from RefSeq and is a predicted model, not a curated record. Lineage: Eukaryota; Metazoa; Arthropoda; Insecta; Orthoptera; Acrididae. The coding region runs from base 358 to 1830 and encodes 490 amino acids. Gene Ontology annotation, molecular function: protein binding.
AGAUCUCCCGGGCAGCCUUCAGUCGAGCAGUGGCGGCCGCUCGCGGUCACCGCAUCCUAGCAACCGGCGACACUGUACGCUGUACGCGUAACUCUGCUGCUUGCUCUCUUAGGCCACUUCUCUCCUUCUCAGCUUGACUUUAACGUGCUACAUCUUGAGACUCCCUUCACGUGUGUUGAUUGUAGAGAGACUUUCACCGCCUUUUAGUGAAUCGUGUCAGUUCCUAAGAGUGCCUCGUCGAGUCUGUUACGUCGGUGAAACCUGUAUCUGCGACGACUCCAGUCAGUCAACACAGCAGACGUCCAGCUGCCAGCGAACGGAGCUCGCCUGGAGGCGAAGGGGAAGUCCCGCGGCGCGAUGCGUGCGCUGGCGGCGGCGCUGGCCGUGGCGGCGGCGUUGGCGGGGGCGGAGGCGUUCUCCUACUGGCGGCCCACGACGCCCUCGACGACGACGGUGCGGCCCGAGGAGGCGUGCCACCUGCCGUGCCGCUGCCUGCGGCUCAGCCGCUGGACGCCGCGCAUGCGCGCCCACUGCCUCGUCGUCUGGGACAGCGACCGCCGCCCCCACCCCCCCUUCCAGCUGGACGCCUCCGUCGACGAGGUCGACUUCGCUCGCAGCAGGAUCCACAAAUUAUACGCCGUGCACCUAGAAGGCCUGGAGCGUGUUAAGGUUAUGCACAUGAACGGGGUGGGCCUGGCGUCCAUAACGACCAACGCCUUCGACCAGCUGCCGGACUUGUGGUCGGUGAGCCUGGAGCGCAACCACCUGUCAUCGGUGCCGCCCUUCGUUUUCGUGCGGAACCGGCGACUGCACUACCUGUCGCUGCGGAGAAACAUGCUCACGGUCCAUCCGGGAGAGCCACUGGUGGGCGCCAGCAGCCUGGAGGUGCUGGACGUGUCCGAGUGCGGCAUCGACGCCGUGUACGACGCCACCUUCCGCCCGCUGCGCAAACUCCGCCAGCUGCACCUCGAGGGCAACUUGCUGAGGGUUCUGCCAGCUGCAUCUACGGCCCCGAUGCCGCAGCUCGUCCGCCUUUUCCUGCAGCGCAAUAAUUUGCUCUUCUUUCCCGGCGAUGCCAUCAAGAACCUGCCUCAGCUGCUGGAGCUGCGGCUGGACGGGAACAGACUGAUGCAGGGCCCCCUGGGCCCGCUGCAGGCGCCCAAGCUGCAGCGGCUGUCGGCGGCGGACUGCGCGCUGCAGUCGGUGCAGCCCAACCUGCUGGCGGCGGCGCCGGAGCUGCGCUACCUGGACCUGCAGGCCAACCGUCUGCGCACGCUCUGGCUGGCCAACGAGUCGGCCGAGGCGCACCUCGUGCUGCUCGACGUGGAGCGCAACCCACUGGAGUGCGACUGCGCGCUGCGCGACACCUGGAACUGGGCCGAGGAGCACGUGGACGAGUCCAACGUCUACUGCGGGGAGCCGCCGCGGCCCUGGCAGGACGUGCAGCUCCACAAGCUCGACUGUGACAAGACGCCAGGGCAGACGGCGAGUACGGUGUCGAGCGUCACUGGUGCCACUACUAUUGGCACCAGUAGUGGCGCCACUGCCGGCGCCAGCACGGGCGGCAGCGAGGCGGGGGCGGCGGCGCUGUGGGCGUCGCUGUCUCUGCUGGCGGUGCUGGCCGCGGUGGGCGGCGCGCUACUUUUCGUCUACCGGCACGAAGUGCUGGCGCGCUACUUCAGCCCGGAGGCGCGCGCCGCUGCCUCCGGGGGCAACGACGUCCUACCCCUCGAGCGCAACCACACCAACGCCACAGACGACGUCCCCAUCGGACUGCCGGACAUCGGCCAGCCCCACGAAGGCGGCGUCGCCCCCUGGCUCCGACAGUGACCUGCGCUGCGCCUCUGUUGACGGGAUCCUGAUUCGGGGGUGACUUCUCGGUAGACGCCACCCCAGAUGCCAGUUCCUGACGGCGACAGUGCCACUGACUGAGAUGGGGCAACAUUACCUCCGGCGGCACAUGUUUCCAGUGACUUAAUCGAACCACGUACCGCCUUCAGUGAGCUCGUCUGUUUCCUUCCCCUCAGUCGCUGUCUCGCGCUCUCUGGAUACAUGCACAGCGACAAAAGACAGUACUCGUGCGUGUCACCAUCCUUAAAAUCCCCAACGCCGCUCCGUGAGUUCUAAGAGCUACACGGUCAGAACGGAAGGGACGACACCAAAGUGAUCCGAGAAUCCUCUGUGCCAUUCAAGAAUCAUUGAACACGUGUGAUGAUUUACCCAUCAAACUCUUUCUGCACUAUGUCAAAUGGAACAUUGCCUCAUCCGUCAUUUGGGAGGUGUAGUAGUGCAGGCAUACAGAGACGAACAAAAUAUCGCCUUAAUGUCGUAGUUUUCCUAUACCAAUAGAUUGCGCAUUGCGUUGGAAACGUUUCAGAACUGUUGCUACUGAAGCGAGGUUAUCACAUCCUGCGUUAUGGCUUCCUUUGCACGCUGCGUGGUUCUUUAGUGGGUACAGGAGAAAGGAUCAGAUGACGUUCAUGAACGGAGAACUCCGACAUUAAUUUAUUCUACAACUAAUAUCAAAUAGUAAAAAUAAUACAUAACUUCGUUGCUGUAUUUGCAGCGUCAGUCGCUAACAGUAGAUCUGAAUACAGAAAUAUAUACAGAUACAAAAGAUUUAUAAAACUGUUACUCUUCAGUACAACGUCUAUUCAGAAGAUGUCGCGCCCUGGCCACUAUGAAAGUUUGUAACUGUAAUCAACUGGUGCACACGCAAAAUGGACUCAGUGCAUGAAUGUUCGAACUUAAGUACACACGUCGCUGGAGCUGCGGAGAAGGGAUGCUUGCAUCUCAUUGGCAAUGACGUAAUCGUUCGUGGCCAGCGCCCUCGUGCCGCGGUGGCGCCUGUAGGAACUGCGGCGGCGUAACUGGCGGCGCGUUUAUUUGAAAGUGCGGUCGACCAGAUAACGGCCGAUACCGCACCUACUCGGUUUCGUAAAUAAUUGUGUAAACGUUUCCGACUGUUUGAGGAGCCAAAACUGCAAAGAAGUGGGUCUAAAUGCAGGAGGAUUUACAGUUCUAGAUUCGCACUCAACUGGAUAACAUCAUCAUAUUCAGUGGUGUAAACUCUCCAUCGUUAAAUCUCGAACCCUAAGGCGUUUGGAUUGUCUUGAUAAACACUGACAACGCUAAUAUCGCACAGUUCCCGAAUUUUUAAUGGUCAUUGCAGCUUAAUGAUUCAGGAACCUGUAUAGACAGAACGACUCGAACAGUGAUCCAUGCGAUCUGGAAUGCUGUCAACAUGAAGGACUAAAUAUUUUACAGAAGUCACCAUUUAUAAAUGGGCGUUUCACUUUGACCUCUGUUUCUACUGUCAACAUGUAAGACGGAAUAUUUUACGCAAGUCGCCAGUGAUAAAUGCGAGCUUAAUUUUCACGACUCUUUGUGUAUGAAGUGGUGAUAUUGUUGCUGAUAAACAAGGACGUCUUCGCCAAAACCUACGGAAUAUUCGCCGGCCACGAACUGUUAUAAGAAGCACAUAUCAUAAGUUCAGUGUAAAAAAAAAGAAAAGAAAGAAAAAACAGUGAUAGCAUUACGUACUUGGGAUGGGAGCGCUUCCCACGCUUCACUGUACCAGAUGCGACAAAUGUCUAUCAACUGUUCUUGGGUCAAUGAAGCUGAGAAAAAAUGUAAGCGUAGCAGGGUUAAUGUGUAAAACAGCCAUUGCAAAAAGUUUGUAAUCCAGCAUUUUGGUUCACGUUAGUGCAUGAAAGACUACAAUACUCUACCACCCUAGUGUUACUUACUAUGACGUUGUGUGUGUAUCCUGAUUCCCAGUCAUUUGUCGGCGAUUCUGCAUACUGAAUAUUGAACGGAAGAGCCGAAAAGGGAUUUGUGAAGAAGUUCAGGGUAAAAAGUGAAGCACGAUACUCGAUUCAACCUUCAGCGUCCCUUAUAAUUCCCAGUGAUGCUAAAUACUCGUACAAGGAAUCAAAUGACGAAAUAACCGAAGACAAUUAAACUGAGUUCCUAUACGUUCGAGUUCUUCGACCGGAUUCAUUCCUAGUUAUUAUUAUUUUCCAUUACAUUCCAGUUGGCAGUGUUCAGCUUUGUUGACUACGUUCUUGUAAAAAAGAUUUAUAAAGCGCAUGUAUUUUGUUAUAUGUAAUACUUAUUCAAAUACUAAGUUAAAACUGCUUAAAAUGAAACAAGGUACAGUUUUAUUUUUCACUCGAUUUAAAUUAAAAUAUUAUUGUUAAACACUUAAUUAUAGAAACAGAUUGAUUGUUUAAUAAUCCAACAUCUUAUCCAUGCAAAGACAUAAUUUUCCUGCAAAAUAUUUUCCUUAUACUUUCUUGUUAACUAUGCACAAGCAACAAGGAAAAUUAAAUAUAGCUACAUUGAGUCAACGCUACCCAUCUUAAAGAGAAAGAGUCACAGAAUAGAAGUGUCUUAACAAUUGAAAAUCUCAUUUUCUUCUGACAUCUGUUCAAGAGCUCAUACAAUGUUGCAUUCAUUAGAAAAGUAUUAUAAUAAUUGGCAGUUACAUCCGCAGGUUUUCAUUAAUGAAGUGCUCCACUGAAUAUUGCUAUAUAAAUAUGUUCCUAUCAAUUUUUCUUUAAUUACGUCCAAUGUAUCUCUAUCGAAAUUACAUUUAAUCAUUCCUGAAAAAAAAAUGUCUCUUCACUUGAUUCACAAGCACCUAAUUGCCCAAAUUAUUUUCAGGUAUUCAUGGGCCUGUACAUUAUUCUUACAGUUCAACAUUUAUUUAUUUGCAGUAAAUAAUACAAAAUAAACUGUUAUUCGUUUCCA